UGGUUGGGCUGGAUUUUGUUUAAUUGUUGCAGUUAUGUUUGUUUAGAGUGCAGCCUUUGAAUUUAGAUGAUGACCAUAAGAUGCUUUAUUAUCAAGGUGACAUCUCUGUCAGUUAUAAUUGAAGACUUUCAUUGUUUUUAUCUUUGUCAUGGAUGAUCUGAAAGAGAAGUUCAAGACACUGAUGAACAAGCCGUCGGUGCUGCCGGCCGUGGUCUCCAGUACCAGCGAUGUCAGCUCGGCGGAGGCGGUGGAGCGGCGCGUCUGCGUCUCGAACGACGUCAGCGAGCCAGAGGCCGAGCAGGCCGUGCUGGACAGCAUCCAGGGCUCGUUCUUCCAGACGGUGGACUCGUCCGAGGUUUGCCGCGAGCAGCUCCAGCGGUUCCCUCCGACGAUGGACGUGAACCUGGUGAACGGCCAGCGUCAGAUCCUGCGCCGGCAGCUGACGGUGGUGUCCAAGAAGGUGUCCGACAUGAUCCUGCACUGCCAGCCGGAGCACAGCCAGGAACUCGAGAGGGUGAUGCUGCUGCAGGAGGAGCUGCUGCAGACGCUGGCCGUCUGCCAGACCGCCCGACAGUCCGUGCGGCAGGCGCAGGCCCACUUCACCGCCGGCGGACUGGGCGUGCUGGCCAACUACCGGCACCGGCAGGCGCUGCGCACCGUGCUCCGGCCACUGCACACCAUCCGAACACUGCAAAUGACUGAGGCGCGUCUGGAGGAGCUGCUCCGGGCCGAGGACUACCCGGGCUGCAUCCACGUGCUUCAGGAGUGCCUGAAGGUGGCCGCCGCCUACCGGCAGUUCAGCUGCGUCAGCGACAUGACCAACAAGCUGCAGGACACGCUCGACAUGGUCGAGGAGCAACUCGACGUCGGUCUCGGCAAGUUGUGCACCCGGUUCGACCCGGAGCGCUACAGCCGGCUGCAGGAGGCCUACCGGCUGCUGGGCAAGACGCAGACGGCCGCCGACCAGCUGCUGAUGCACAUGACCUCUGCCGUGCACACUGCCAGCGGUCAGCAGGUGCUGGCGUACGUACAGAGCGCUGACGGCGCGCAGCAGCCCGUGCAGAAGCGACAGUACCCCGACCUGUGCGCGCUGGUCCCGGCCGAGAGCGUGCUGCCCUGCCUGAGGGACCUGUGCCGCGUUCUGUGGAACAUCAUCUACAACUACCACUGCAUCUUCCAAUGGCACCGGAGCCGCGCGGAGGCCGAGGCUGUGCAGGCAGAGACGGAAUCUGCCGAGCUGUCGCUGAACCGCCGUUACGUGGCUCAGAAGCUGGAGCACGGCCGGUCGCGCAUCUGGCUGGACGUCCAGGGCCGGGUACGCGCCUAUCUACUGGCAGCCGAGCUGUCGCACUUCAACUUCGACGACUUCAUCCAGAUCCUGGACGUGGUGCACAGGCUGCUGGAGAUCGGCGCGGAGCUGAGCGGCCAGGAGGGCGGGCCGCUGGAGGAGGCCGUCAAAAAACAGUGCGUCGCCUUCAUUCACGUGUACCACCGCGCGCGGCUGGAGGAGCUGCGGAUGUUCCUCGAGAACGAAGCCUGGGAAGUGUGUCCCGUGAAGCCGACUUUCUCUGUGCAUAAUCUGCAGGAGUUUAAGCACCUGCGUCGGCAGCACCUACUGCAGAGUGACGUUGAGCCGGAGCCGCGGGUCCUCUUCCUGAAGACGUAUGACGCCGAGCGUAACCCGUUCGACGUGUACCGAGACGCCAAGGUGGACGGAGACCUGCCCAGCACUGAGAUGACUGACUCUGACUCUGACGACGAGUCGGAGGAGCUCAAGGUGCAGCAGGUGGAAGAGGCCCCUGGAGACGGCCCCCACCGACAGAGCACAGCUGUCAGCUCGCCGCGCCGGAUGCCCACGGCCGCGGCCCUGGCGCCGCCCGUCAGCUCCACUGCGCUCCACGUCCUCCGGCUCUGCGGGCGGUACCUGCGCAUGAUGGCGCUACUGCGCACCGUGGCGCUUGACGUGGUGGUGUGCCUCAGCCAGCUGUUCGACUUCUACCUGUACACCGUGUACUCGCUGUUCGCGCCGCCGGACGAUGUGGGCAGCUCGCCGCGCCUCGUGUCGGCGCUGCAGAGGAUCUCCGAUCAGCUGAUCGAGAGGAGCUCUGCUCAGUCGGCGGCGGGUGCCGACCCGUCCCGGGCGACGGGCGGCUCCCCGGCUCCUCUGGCCGGCCCAUCCACCCAGUGGAGCUCCGUCCGCGUGCCGCCGGCCUCCCUGAACACCGCCGUGGAGCUGCACCGGCCCGAGCGGCUGCACGGCCUCGCCGCGAGACUGGUGGCCGCCGAGUCGGUGGUCUUCAUCGCAGAUCAGCUGGAGCUAAUUCGGCGUCACGUGGAGGGGAACAUACCGCAGAGCAAGCGGCUGUACGUGCAGCAGUUCUACGGCCAGACGGUGGCGGCGGCGGCCGACGUGCGCGGUCCGGUCUACUUUCCGGUGACGUCACGGGUGAUGGACUCUGACGUCAUACUGAUGCGGAUGGCCAACGUCAACUGGGAGGUGAAGGAGCUGUGCAGCCAGCACAGCGCCUACGUCGACCUCAUGCUCAGGGAUCUGCAGGUAUUUAGUAUGCGUCUGGAGGAGCUGGGCCGGAGGCUGCCCGUGCCGCGCCCCGUCUAUGACACACUCUGGAACCAGUGCGUCCGUGUCGCCAACCGCGCCUUCGUCGAGGGGUUCGCCUCUGCUCGCCGCUGCAGUAACGAGGGCCGCGCGCUGAUGCAGCUCGACUACCAGCAGUUUGUCACCAAGCUGGAGCGGCUGACGAGGCUGCGGCCGCUGCCCGAACGAAACCUCGUGGAGACGUACGUCAAGGCGUACUACGUGCCCGAGUCGGGACUCGACGACUGGAUCCGACAGCACAAGGAGUACACCAAACGCCAGGUCACCGGUCUGAUCGGCUGCAUGAGCCACGUGGGUAAGCGGGCGCGCACACGGCUUCUGGGACUGCUGGAAGAGGACGGGCGACGGUAGCAGCCAGAGAAGCAGCUCCUAAGGCCUGAACCCAGACCGCUGAGGAAUCGUGAUGGUGGUGAAAUGCUUUAUCAUGCGGAUGCUGCAUCCUUGCAUGACGUGUCGGGUCGCUAGAUAAAUAUAUACGAAGUUAUAGACCUGCCAGAAUAUCACUUCAUAGAAUAUUAUUACAUUCCAUCAUAUGAAGUAUUUAUCCGAGCUGUUGGUAUGGGCUGUUGUUUGGGGUGGGUAUUUCGUUUGUGAUCGGUGGUGUGUCGUCAGACAAAUACAUGUACUAUCUAGAGAA
Amphibalanus amphitrite is the source of this 3254-nucleotide messenger RNA. Its product is annotated as syndetin-like. The transcript is spliced from 19 exons. Bases 149 to 2968 code for a protein of 939 amino acids. Gene Ontology annotation, molecular function: SNARE binding. The record is from RefSeq and is a predicted model, not a curated record. Gene Ontology annotation, cellular component: EARP complex. Gene Ontology annotation, biological process: endocytic recycling; retrograde transport, endosome to Golgi. Lineage: Eukaryota; Metazoa; Arthropoda; Thecostraca; Balanomorpha; Balanidae.